Prunus mume (Japanese apricot) is the source of this 760-nucleotide messenger RNA. RefSeq lists its product as uncharacterized. NCBI's taxonomy places the organism in Eukaryota, Viridiplantae, Streptophyta, Magnoliopsida, Rosales, Rosaceae. The record is from RefSeq and is a predicted model, not a curated record.
UAUAUCUACGAAUAAAUAUUGGAAUGGAAACUGUCAAGCAUGAGUUCGAAAUAUGUUCAUCAAUCAAGAAGCUUUCGACAUGGAAGUGUGCAAGCAGUAGUGAGCAAAGAGUUAACAAUGGUUCCAUGCCGGAGCGCCAAAGGAUCGAAAAGGAAAGAGAAUCGUAUCGGUACAAUUUGGAGGCCAGGUCAAAUGGGAAAAAACCAUUGCAGGAUUCAAGGACUUGGGUUGCUGAAAAGGCAGUGACGAAACCGCUGCUUCUUGGUUGUUCAACAAGUAAAGCUGUAGUGUGCAACAGUGAAGUUGAAGAACUAAAUGAGCGGUUGAGGAUUCUUGAAGAAGAAACUGAAACCAUGAAGCAAGAGUUAUUUGAGAGUGCACAAGAGAGAAAGAAGUUGAUGAAUGAGAUAUAUCAGCAGUUUCAGAUGCUAGAAAUGGACCCCAGAUAUCUGGUAGCAAGAGAAUUCAAGUCUACUGAUGGAAAUACAAGUGUCAACUCUUCACAGGAUGGGAGAAUGGGAACUAGUUUGUCAGAUAUCUUGCACCAAGAUCCACAUCCAUCUCUUGUCACCAGAAAUCUUAGAGCUAAUGCUUUGGCACUGCUGAUGUAAUGGAUAUACUAUUUAGAUAGAUGAAUCCAUCUCCAUCAAAAUGUAAUCUCAGAUAGUAUAUGUAGCCAACCAUGUUCUGUUCUUUUCUUUGCUCAGAAUAUCACUGUGAUAUCAUAUUACUUGAUAUUUACCAUCCUUUAUGGACAUGA